Molecule: messenger RNA, 2254 nt
Organism: Pimephales promelas (fathead minnow)
Lineage: Eukaryota; Metazoa; Chordata; Actinopteri; Cypriniformes; Leuciscidae
Product: neuromedin-K receptor
Biological process (GO): positive regulation of flagellated sperm motility; G protein-coupled receptor signaling pathway
Cellular component (GO): plasma membrane; sperm midpiece
Molecular function (GO): tachykinin receptor activity
Source: RefSeq, a predicted model, not a curated record
ACACACACACACAACGAGAGAGCUCCUCCUGCGCACACACACACACACACACACUCGUCUUCAGAGCGCAUCAUGUCCUCCUCGGGGAACUCCUCGAACCUCACGCGCCUGAACAUGUUCGCGCAGUCUCCGUGGCGCGUGGCGCUGUGGUCGCUCGCGUUCGCGCUGGUCCUGGUGGUGUCGGUGACCGGGAACCUGGUCGUGAUCUGGAUCAUCGUCGCGCACAAGAGGAUGAGGACCGUCACCAACUACUUUCUGCUGAACCUCGCGGUGUCCGACGCGUGCGUGGCCGCGCUCAACGCGCUGGUGAACUUCGUGUACGGCGCGCGCGGGCACUGGCACUUCAGCAGCGCGUACUGUCGCUUCCAGAACUUCUACCCGGUGACCGCAGUGUUCGCCAGUGUGUACUCGAUCAGCGCCAUCGCCUUGGACAGGUACAUGGCGAUCAUCCACCCGCUGAAGCCCCGCCUCUCGGCGACGGCCACCCGGGCGGUGAUCGCGUGUGUGUGGACGCUGGCGGCGUGUCUGGCGUUCCCGCUCUGCUUUUACUCCGUGACGGAAGUGAGGCCGCACCGGACGGUCUGCUACGUGUCCUGGCCGCGGCGCGACGCCGACGCCUUCAUAUAUCACCUGAUAGUGGCGGCGCUGGUGUAUGUCCUGCCUCUGACGCUCAUUGCCGUGGUCUACACCCGAGUGGGGCUCACGCUGUGGGCCGGAGGGUUCCCCGGACACUCCUCAGGAAACUCCCAGGAUCACCUGCAGGCCAAGAGAAAGGUUGUGAAGAUGAUGUUGAUCGUGGUGGUGACGUUUGCCGUCUGUUGGCUCCCGUAUCAUGUGUACUUCAUCGUGACGAGCUUCGACCGUAAGCUGAGGAGACUGCCGUCCAUCCAGCAGGUCUAUCUGUCGGUGCUGUGGCUCUCGGUCAGCUGCUCCAUGUACAACCCCAUCAUCUACUGCUGCCUCAACAGCAGGUUCCGGGCCGGAUUCAAGCGUGUGUUUCGCUGGUGUCCCUUCGUUCACGAGUCGGACUCCGACAGACUGGAGCUUCAGAUGACCCGGUUCCAGCCGACCUGCCAGAGCAGCCUGUUCACGGUCACGCGCGUGGAGUCCGAUGCUAACGCUAACGCUAAUCCCACCCAACGCAAGAGCUCCAGCACCAGCCAAUCACGGGCCUCAUCCCGGCCGUCACUCAACGGUGGUCUCCAUGGAAACCCCUCGAGCGCCGCUGGGAUGGAUCUCGGAUCAGAGUCGCUCACUAAACACUAAUGCGGAACCAGCUGGGCAUUAGCCUUCAGCGGCGCGCUGUUCUUACUCAGUGUUUCCGUCUCGUUUCCAGUCCAAAUAAGAUGCGUUUACUAGAGGAGUGAUAGAAGAUAUUAUGUCCUGUUUUCCGGGUGAAUUAAUUAACGUUAAGUGAGAUUAUGCUUAAAACAAGCAAAAUGAUCUGCCGAUGGAGUGAGAAAAAUAACAUCGUGUCCGUUUGAAUCAAGAUUAUCUUUCUGACCCCAUCGGCAGAUCAUUUUUGGACUGGAAACACCACUAAACUACUGAGAAAGAAAAGCAUUUUUCGUCGAGUCCACCAGCUUCACGUUGACCCGCUAUUGUACUCUUUCAGUUCAAAUACAGUAUAUAAAAACAAAAGUCACUACACAUAUGAAAGUGAAUACUUGGUUCUGAGGACACACACACACACACACACACACACACACACACACACUGGUCUGUUAUCAGCUGUCAAACUGGUCCAAUCACCGCCAUCCGCGAGCGGGGUUUGAAAUCAACCUUUUCUCCCGCCGGCAGUGCAGUUUGGAUUUCUUAUUGAAGUAAAUCCUGUCAUCCAGCAUCUCCUCUUCCUCGUUCCUCUUCCUCAAACAUGUUUAGUUGCAGGACACAGAACACCAGAGACAUGGCCAUGCUGGACAAUAACUGUGUGUUUUCUGUUCACCAAACGCUCUUUAAUGUCAGCUAUUGCUUCAAUAUGAAUGACAUCAUCACUGCUCAGAAAGCACAACCGCUGUAAGUAUCAGACACUGGAGAGCAGAUCACUGUGGCCUUCUGACGGCCGCACACACGCCUGCUGAGAUACAGUACACGACCGUGAGUCUGGGCUGCUUUUAAAGACAUUAGUAAGUGUGUUAAUCAUCUGUGUAUCACUGAAGCUGAUGCUUCACGGCAUGUUCAUUAGUUAUGGAGCAAGAAACCCCAUAAGGAACCACAGCACCACAUAUAACGUGUUUUAAUAAACUCAAAGUAA